CUCUAGCCUCGUCUAAUCUAGAAGGCGCAUUCGCGGAGCGAACUGACGCAAAACCUUCCCCACUCCCCCUCGCGUCUCCCGGCGACCGGCGGCAGCGCCACCCUCCGUCGCCACCGGAUCGACGGUGCUCUCCAGCCAUGUCGAAGAAGAGGGGCCUUUCGUUGGAGGAGAAACGGGAGCAGAUGCUUCAAAUAUUCUACGACAGUCAAGACUUCUAUCUGCUAAAAGAGCUCGAGAAGAUGGGUCCUAAAAGGGGAGUGAUCAGCCAGUCCGUUAAGGAUGUUGUGCAAACCCUGGUGGAUGAUGAUCUUGUCUUGAGAGACAAAAUAGGGACUUCUGUGUACUUUUGGAGUCUUCCCAGCUGUGCUGGAAAUCAGCUGAGGACUACUUACAACAAGCUGGAGUCUGAUCUUUCAAACUCUAAAAAGCGUUACCUGGAGCUUGUUGAGCAGAGAGACAACUUGAAAACUGGCAGGGAGGACUCUGACGAGAGAGAAGAUGCUUUGCAGGAGCUGAAGGCUAUAGAGUUACGCCAUGAGAAGUUAAAGGAAGAACUGGCUGCUUAUGCUGAUAGUGAUCCAUCUGCGCUAGAGGCAAUGAAGGAUGCUACUGAGGUCUCCCAUUUAGCAGCCAACAGGUGGACAGAGAACAUCUUCACUUUGCAACAAUGGUGUUCAACUACAUUCCCUCAAGCAAAAGAACAACUCGAAAACAUGUACAGGGAGGCUGGCAUAACAGAAGACUUUGACUAUCUGCCGUAAUGCUGAACAUCCUGCCUGCCUGCCCUGUUACAGCCUUGUACCUAUUAAUGUCGACAAUAGGAACUCUCACUGUGAUAACACAAUGCUAGAAGAGGAAGGAACCCAUGAAUUUGGCACAUGCAUGUAAGAGAUUGACCGUCAAGCUUCCAAAUAGGAAAACGGAAGGAUGUGAAAUAAGAAGCUAGAACAUGCAACUAACAAUACCUAGAGAAGGUAGUCGUGGUUCUCCUUUGCUAUAUGGAUGUUUGCCAGAUAGAAAUUGGCAUUCUCUUUCAAUAUCCUUUCACACCCUCGCCCCAAGAGUCCAUAUUUUUGUCUUUUGCAUUGGUGUCAUGUGUGCUCGUUUCAUUUUCUAAUGCAACUCGAUCAUCCAUUAGGUACAAAAUAUGUACUUGCUUUCUUUGCAAAAAUAUCUGCUAGAAAAAAUUAUGUGGUUGCGACCAUUGGGC
Messenger RNA from Lolium perenne, 1210 nucleotides. Its product is annotated as meiotic nuclear division protein 1 homolog. Gene Ontology annotation, biological process: reciprocal meiotic recombination. Gene Ontology annotation, cellular component: nucleus. NCBI's taxonomy places the organism in Eukaryota, Viridiplantae, Streptophyta, Magnoliopsida, Poales, Poaceae. The record is from RefSeq and is a predicted model, not a curated record. Gene Ontology annotation, molecular function: double-stranded DNA binding.